UAAGUGUAGGUGCAAUUUUAGCUACUUGCAGUCAAAAUAUAUACAUCUGCAAUGCGUAGUCAGCCAACACAAUCUGCGGUUGAAAGUAAUUCCGCCCAAAUGCACAAUCGCAUGCCAAGACCUUUCAAGACAUCCAACCAAAUCAGCUGUUGGUAAUAUGGUGCGAUCAGUCAUCCUAGGACUGCGAUAUCUUUUGAGCUGUCUCAAUCUCACACUUAUUUUGAGUCUUACAGGCGUUGUUUCUGCUACAAUUCAUCCUCAGGAAGAAAUGAGAGUCUUUACUCAAUUACCAGCGACUCUUCAGGAGGUUGAUGUUAUUAUUGCAGGAGGUAAUUUCAGCCUGUGGUACAUUUGAUCUCAGUAUCUAAUUACAAUCAGGUGGAACUGCCGCGUGCGUCAUUGCAUCCAGAAUUAGCGAUGCUGAUCCCCAAUUGUCGAUAUUGGUUGUUGAGCAGGGUGGAAAUAAUCUAGAUGACCCUACAAUCGUUCAUCCAUUGCUCUUCCUCAGUUAUCUAGCGCCUACCAGCAAUGCAACCCUGUUUCAUCAAGCCACCGCCGAGGAACAACUAGGAGGGCGUGAACUUGUCGUUCCGUCUGGAGGUGUUCUUGGAGGGGGCUCGUCUAUUAAUCUCAUGAUGUAUAGCCGAGCUCAGCGAACGGACUUCGAUAACUGGGCAACCAAUGGUUGGAGUGCUGACGAUAUGAUUCCGUAUCUCAAGAAGGUCAGUUUCAUAUCUCAGUAAAUAUUUCCUGCUUAGAAAUCUAGCUGACUACAUUUAUAGCUCGAGACGUACUCUGGACCUGGCUCGGAAACCACUCACGGCUUCAACGGCCCAGAGCAAAUAUCUGGUGGUACAUAUCGAGCGAACAGAUCCACAGAUCAAUUCAUCGAGGCAGCAGCAAAGGUUGGCUAUCCGGAGAUUGCGGACUUGCAGGGUCUGGAUUUCAACAAUGGUGUCCAGCGUGCUCAACGAUUUAUUAGUCCAGAGGGUAAACGACAAGAUGCAGCUCACACGUACUUGCAUCCCCGGCUUCAAGACGGAAAACACCCUAACCUGAAUGUUCUUGUAGAGACUCAGGUUCUACGAGUCAUAUUUGACGGUAAGAAAGCAUGUGGUAUCGAAAUUCGGCCCAAUCCAGCGAAGCAGACCAACAUCACUGGCGCCAGUAAACAAACUAUCAAAGCCAAAAAGAUGGUCAUCGUUUCUGCUGGUGCUUUGGGAACACCCCUUAUUCUUGAACGUUCAGGCGUAGGUCCCACCCCCGAAACAUUAUUUGAAAGCCAACCAACCGCAACGUUUCAAUCUGUCUUAGCGAGCCCCAGCGUGCCCCAUAACGACCCACCCCACAAAGACUGA
Messenger RNA from Hymenoscyphus albidus, 1358 nucleotides. The record is from the annotation of a GenBank genome assembly. Lineage: Eukaryota; Fungi; Ascomycota; Leotiomycetes; Helotiales; Helotiaceae.